Molecule: messenger RNA, 3391 nt
Organism: Durusdinium trenchii
Lineage: Eukaryota; Dinophyceae; Suessiales; Symbiodiniaceae
Source: the annotation of a GenBank genome assembly
UUCAAUUGACAUUCCCACCAAGUCUUGUCUAAAACGGCAACAUGGCGGGGUCCAAAAAGAAAGCGGUGGUGGCACCCAAAAAGCCAAAGAAAAAGAAGGAGAAGAAGCCUCCCGAGACUCUGGUGGAGGAAGAGAAGAUUGUUACUGUGACCUUCGGCGAUCACGAGUAUACAGGUUAUGUAAAGGCAGAUAGCCUUUCAAGGCGAUUCCUGGAAGGUGCAGCAUCCAAAUACGUUUGGCAAAAUGGUUGUAGAUAUGAAGGGCCUUUCCUGCAGAGCGAAAUUGAAGGCGAAGGGAAGUACACCUGGCCAGACGGCUCAACAUAUCAAGGUUAUUUGCGAAAUGGCAAAAGGCAUGGAUAUGGGGUGUUUACUGCUGCGGAUGGCAUCACUAAAUACCAGGGCCAGUGGUUCGAAGGGAAAAGGCAUGGCAAAGGCCGCUUGAUCUUCGAUGCAGACGGUGAAUCCUUUUACGAUGGUGAUUGGUGUGACGGCUGCAAACAUGGGGAAGGCCGGCAAGUAUGGCCGAGCAAAAAUACAUAUGAAGGCCACUGGGAAGAAGGCCGAAUGCAUGGCUUUGGCACAAUGACCUGGUUUGAUAAUGGAAUGCUUGAGGUGUACACAGGCCAGUGGGCUCACAAUGUACCUCAAGGCCAAGGAAAAUAUACUUGGCAUGCCUCUGGUGAUGCUACCUUUGGCAAAGAGAUGCCGGUGCAACAAACAAACAAUAGCUUUCAGGGCACAUGGUCUCAAGGUCUUCGCUCAGGAUAUGGCACCUUCCAGUUUGCGAAUGGUGCCAAGUAUGAGGGUCAGUGGACAGACAAUGUCAAGCACGGGGAAGGACGCUACACGUUUGAGGAUGGGCGGAUUUAUGCUGGAGAGUUCAUAUCAGACAACAUGGCAACACCCUGUGCCCAGCAUCAUGAAUCCACUUCAUCUCAAGCUUUGAAUCUGGGUGGAGUGGACAACCCCGUGCGUCGCUGCAUUGAGAUUGCAGACUUGGCCGGGUUUUGCAUGCCAAACGACAGGAUAAUCACCGAUCCAGCAGAACUCACGGGAUUUAAUGAGCCUAGCGAUGUUUUCCGCGAGAUCUACAACAUUCUCUUGCGGCACUUGGGUGAUUUGAAGAAAGUUUAUGCAAGUAUGCGCAAUGCUAUCCACAGACCUGGUGAUGAUCCAUGGCUUGUUUACAUGUUUCACCUUUGGAUGCUGGUCCGAGAUGUGGGGAUCUUGGCUCCGGACUGUCCUCUUGCUCGAGUGGAUCGCCGCAUUGUUUGUGGUCUUCGACAACAUGGGGAGGCCUUCCCUGAAGAUGUCGGGGACUUGCGGCCCUUCACACCCAGGUCACUUCAAAAUCGGGUACCGGGUGAUGCGGAACAACCCAAACUGUCGCGACGAGCAUCAAAAGUUGGAGAUGAAGGGCUGGGGACGGAAGCAGCAGCUGAAGAUCAGGACCCCCUUGAUGAGGAUGAGUAUGAGGAUGAAGAAGAAGGUGAUGAAGAGGAUGAAGACGCUGAAGAAGCAGAUGCAGAUGUGGAUGACGGAGAUGCUGAUGUGGAAGACAAGAAGAGCUCCAGAAGUAGAACUAGCCGGACUAGUCGGCAAAGCCGAACCAGCAAGCAGAGCCGCACAAGUAGGCUCAGCCGCACCAAAAGCCAAGGUAAUGUUGCUGGCAGCCGGCGUCCAACCAUCCAGUCACUUGGAACUCGGCAAUUAUCUUCCAUCGGACCUAUCGACUUUUUCUUUGAACAGAACAAGUUUUGGAGGCUUGCAGACGCUGAAGCGGCCUCCAGGUUGAUAGAUGUCCACUCACCCAACGCGCCCUUGAUGUUCCGGCACUUCCUAGAGGCACUUGUCAGAAUGACACAGGUUGCAUACCCAGAAAAGCAGGGACUGGAGUCAAUGUUGAAAGGGCUCCUUCGAGAGCGGAUUCUGCCCAAGGUUGAUGAUCCAUUGGCCUUGGAAUCACGCGGACCAUUUGAAUUUUUUGCGGACAUGAACGUGAUGCAGGUACUGGAUAGCUUCCAGACCAAGCUUUGGGAGGUGUUCAAAGACAAUGCAGCAGGAGUUGGUGUCUAUGCACUGCCUCAAUGGGCUCAGCUCCUCGAUAUUGAGGAAGAGUCAGGACGUUCCCAGCCUUACCGCAGAACCACUGCCAGACAUUUUGGAGGACAACAGCGCAGGGUUCAUGUACAGGCACGAAUGGACGUUACCAUCCGGGUGAAGGAUGCAUUGAGUAUUCUCUUCUACUCAGAUCUCCUCUCACUCGGAGACAUUGAGCAUCUCAAGAGUCAUCCAUCUGAUAGCAUUUUCCCGGAUCCACGGGAGGAAGACUUGCCGGCGUUUUCAGGGACGCCAGACACAGAAGAACGUUCAUCCAUGAAAAACACCAAUCCAGAGUUUGCGACUGAAAAGGAUCCAAAGGAGGCACCUAGUGGUCCGCCAGGCCCAGCUGUAGAUCCUCGAACGCCAACUCCACCAGAUGCCAACAUCGAGGGUGCCGCGAGCCCAUCACUAGUCAAGGACAGUGCCUUCCAAGUGGAAGCGCUAGAGGAGUUUCGCCAGCAGAGUUUCAAGGCCGACUGGCUGGAGGUGGUGGCAAUCUUGACUGAGGUCUUUCGGCCUCCGAGCUCCAAACGAAUUCAUUGGGCACUCGAUGAAAGCUCUGCUGCGGAGGAGCUCUCGCUACUGGACUACCUUGAAACAGAGCUUACAUUUCCAGAAUUCCAGAGGCUCUUGUUACGAAUUGCAAACAUUCCAGCCGAAAAGGUAACACACACAGCAUCUUUGCCUUCGCACGCCUGCUUGGAUGUAUUCCUGAACCAGGUCUUCAUCCCAGCUGUUGAAUCAGCGCCUUCAAAGGUGCCUCCGGAACCUGAAUUCAGAUCUGAAACAGUGGAGCCUGUGGAGCCUCACCAAGAGCAAGCGAAGGAGGAACAAGAGCCAGGAGCUGCAGAGGGAGCGGAGGAGGAGCCAGAGGCAAAAGAGGCAGUGAAAGUAGCCACUCCGCGCUUUUGGCUUGGCUUUUGUGAUCCAUACCAUUUGGAUGUGGCUGCAUCUGCGACCCCACGUUCAUGGCCAGAGGAAUAUGCAGAUCAAGUGCUUGAUUGGUGAAAACCCGGAAGAUGCUGGAAGAAAGUUAAGAUUGUAUUUUUAACUUGUGCAUAGGACAGCCUGGAGCGAAUAGCGUUCCUCACUUUUCUCCGCAAGAAGUGGAGAAAACGAUGUGUGGCACGUGACAAGACACAUCAAGGCACAUCAAGGCACCAGUUUAUGCUUGGCCGUCUGGCCGUGUUGCCAAGGACUAGUCCAGUACAAGCACUGUGCAGCAUCCUCAGCAUCACAACAAAAGUUGUGAGUUGAGAUCUACAAUGUCUCGAAGUCCGCACGAA